CAGCCGGCGUCGCGAGCAGUGCGCGUGUCACCAUGAGCGUACUCGACACGAUCUCGCGUUUCGUAGUGUUCAACCUCCUUACUGUGUUCUAUAGUAUCCUGACAUUAGCGUAUUUCGCUGUGAGAUAUGUCAAGAACCCCUUUGCGGACCCUUGGGCUCAGAAGCUGCGACUGGAACCGCCGGCCUGCCUGACGGACCCUAAAUAUGGAGUACAUAAGUACAUUAAAGUUAAUAAUGUCAAGUUACAUUACGUGGAAAGUGGCGAUCCGUCUAAACCCCUCAUGAUAUUUCUGCAUGGGUUCCCUGAAUUUUGGUACUCUUGGAGACAUCAAAUCGUCGAGUUCAACAAAGAUUAUUGGUGUAUUGCUGUGGACAUGCGAGGGUACGGAGACUCGGAGCGGCCAGACGACGUAUCUGCAUACCAUAUUGAUCUCCUGGUGGAAGAUGUUCGGGAUCUAAUACGUCAGUUAGAACGAGAAAAGUGCAUCCUAUUGUCGCACGACUGGGGUGGCCUGAUCGCGUGCCGCUUCCGUGAUGUCCAUCCAGACGCAUUGGACGGGCUGGUCAUGUUGUCCAGCACUUCCCGGGAGACCUGGCUCCACGAACUAGUACACAACUCGGAGCAGAGGAAAAUGUCUUGGUACGUCCUGUUGUACCGCGUGCCAUCCAUUGCUGAGAAGCUGAUCACGAUGGAUGAUUUGGCAUUGUUCGACAAGUGCAUUCCCGCCAAGCCCGGCAGCCUUGACGUCGAGUGCUACAAGUACUGGUUCGGGAAACCUACUGCCGUUACUCCACCAAUCAACUACUACCGCGCGAAUUUCGUAUACACCUUGCCCGACAAAGCCCGCUGCGAGCGUCCCAUCCCAAUGCUUGUCGCCAACGGCGAAGACGACAAAUAUCUCGCGCAGACCAUCCUAGACCGCAUGAAGUCGGAAUACGCACACAUUGAAACAAAACUCGUCCCAGGCUGUGGACACUUCAGUAUGCAAGAACAACCGGAAGUCGUUAACAAGCUAGUGAGAGAGUUCCUAGGGAAACAUAAACUUUAAAAUAAGUAGGUUAUUAUGUACAAAAGCUUUACCAUUGUUUUAUAGAAUUUAAUUAAUUUUGCUUAAUUGUUUAGUUACAUUUCCAAUGGUUCAUUAGAAACCAUCAAUGUUUAUUCAUUAGGUUCGCACGCGCCUUCAAUUCGUAAAUUAGCUUAGUUUUUUGUAAUUUUUAUACUUAAUUUUAUUAUUAAAAACGUGUUAUCUAUUAA
This is a messenger RNA of Leguminivora glycinivorella, 1258 nucleotides long. RefSeq names its product epoxide hydrolase 3-like. Lineage: Eukaryota; Metazoa; Arthropoda; Insecta; Lepidoptera; Tortricidae. The record is from RefSeq and is a predicted model, not a curated record. The transcript is spliced from 6 exons. Bases 33 to 1049 code for a protein of 338 amino acids. Gene Ontology annotation, molecular function: hydrolase activity.